This is a messenger RNA of Bombus huntii, 606 nucleotides long. RefSeq names its product mitochondrial import receptor subunit TOM20 homolog (gene Tom20). The transcript has 4 exons. Bases 111 to 548 code for a protein of 145 amino acids. Gene Ontology annotation, molecular function: transmembrane protein transporter activity. Gene Ontology annotation, biological process: protein import into mitochondrial matrix; protein targeting; tRNA import into mitochondrion. NCBI's taxonomy places the organism in Eukaryota, Metazoa, Arthropoda, Insecta, Hymenoptera, Apidae. Gene Ontology annotation, cellular component: mitochondrial outer membrane; mitochondrial outer membrane translocase complex. The record is from RefSeq and is a predicted model, not a curated record.
CAGCUAAAUUCUAUACGUUUGAUAGCAGACGCAGCCUUUUCUAGACUGGCCUAUGUUCAGCAAGGAGUUUGUAAAUUUCGUCAUUGUAAGAUAUAAAUUUCUCUAUUAGGAUGACCAUGAUUUCAAAGGCUGCAGUGGGUAUUGCUGUUGGCAUAGCUGGAAUUUUUGUUGGAUAUUGCUUUUAUUUCGAUCAAAAGCGUCGUAGUGAUCCAGAUUUCAAAAAGAAAUUGCGUGAACGUAGAAAAGCAAAGAAACAAGCCCAGAGUUCUACUUCAAAAAUCCAAGAUUUGAAAGACCAUGAAGUAGUACAAAGAUUUUUCUUACAAGAGGUCCAACUAGGAGAAGAAAUGCUUACUUGUGGUGAUGUAGAAGGAGGAAUUGAACACUUAGGAAAUGCAGUUGCAGUUUGUGGACAACCUGCACAGUUGUUACAAGUUCUUCAAAAGACACUGCCACCACAAAUUUUUCACCUUUUAUUACAACGAUUACAACCUAUUAGUCAGAAACUAUCAACUCAAAUUGCAAUGGCUGAGGAAGAUGUUGAGUAAAAUACUAUACAAAUUGCGUUGAAUAUUCCAAAAAAUAAAAUCAAACCAUUAGUAGAAA